This is a messenger RNA of Penicillium canescens, 279 nucleotides long. RefSeq lists its product as uncharacterized. The transcript is spliced from 2 exons. NCBI's taxonomy places the organism in Eukaryota, Fungi, Ascomycota, Eurotiomycetes, Eurotiales, Aspergillaceae. The record is from RefSeq and is a predicted model, not a curated record. The coding region runs from base 1 to 279 and encodes 92 amino acids.
AUGAUGCGAAAUAUCCCGAAAGCCCAUGUUAAAGUGCAAGAUGUGAAACUCUGGCUCCAGAUGUGGUAUCUCAAAGCGGGAUGUGGUGCUGGCGAGUCCAGCGGCGCGGGCUGGUCGCCCAAUGCGACCGCAGUGGCCUUGGUCAAUGAGUCCGCUAUGCCUAGGGAUUGGAUGAACGUCGAUGCGCCUGCCAGUCCUCCAUACGACAGGAGGCUGUAUAUCCGGGUCGCUCGAUCGUUCGAGGUGAGGUUGAAGGAGUCCCUUCAAACCAAAGGGUAA